Bipolaris sorokiniana ND90Pr is the source of this 1038-nucleotide messenger RNA. RefSeq lists its product as uncharacterized. Gene Ontology annotation, molecular function: metalloendopeptidase activity. The transcript has 4 exons. The record is from RefSeq and is a predicted model, not a curated record. Gene Ontology annotation, biological process: CAAX-box protein processing. Gene Ontology annotation, cellular component: endoplasmic reticulum membrane. NCBI's taxonomy places the organism in Eukaryota, Fungi, Ascomycota, Dothideomycetes, Pleosporales, Pleosporaceae. Bases 1 to 1038 code for a protein of 345 amino acids.
AUGCCACCACCACCCACACGCUGGCGCGAGGGUUUCAGCGCCCUCCAGGCCGUCUAUCAACGACACGUCAAGGGCGUCUCCCAGCCGCCCGUCCUCUCCGCCAAUGCUGCAGCGCUUCUGUCGGCUGCCUAUGUCUUCAUCUACGUAAUCCCCUUCUACCUCUCCUCCGCCACCAGACCUUCGGCUUCCCUCUCGCGCGAUGCUCCCUCGUCCAUCCGCGCCAGAGUCCGCGCCGUCACCUUUUCCACACUCCUGUGCACCCUCAUCACCGUAGCCCUGCUCCACCGCCUUGAUGUCGCCAUCUCGCAGAUCCCCGCCCUCCUCGGCUUGUGGCCUGUGUCGCCCAUGGACACCAUCCGCACCAUGCUCUUAGUCGUCAUUCUCUUUGCAGGUCCUCUGUUCGAGAAUGGUAUAGUCGACGGUGAUUGGCGAGACUGGAUACAGCUGAAUGGCCUGCACCAGUCAUUGAGCAGCUGGAUCGGGUACAGGAACUUUGUAGUUGGACCCGUCAGCGAAGAGCUAGUUUGGCGUUCCCUUAUCGUGCCCCUCCACGUCCUAGCCCGCUUCUCCGGCAAGCAGAUCGUCUUCCUGACCCCACUCUACUUUGGCAUUGCCCAUGUCCACCACCUGUACGAGUUCCGCAUCACCCACGCCCAAGUCCCACUCGCCUUGGCAAUUGCCCGCUCCCUCUUCCAGUUCACCUACACCUCGCUCUUCGGCUUUUUCGCCGCCUUUGUCUUUGUGCGCACCGGCAAUGUUUACUCGUGUGUCUUGGUCCACGCCUUUUGCAAUUGGAUGGGACUGCCGCGCUUCUGGGGUCGUGUUGGUGUCGAGGCUGGUGUGCCCAUCGGUCCUCCAGACGUCGCCAAAAAGGACGAUGGUGAUUCAAGGACCACACCUGCGUAUCAGGGAAAGGGUAUCGCAUGGACUGUAGCAUACUACCUCAUCUUGGUAGCUGGAGCCGUGGGCUUCUACUACCAGUUAUUCCCGCUGACCGAGAGCAGCCACGCUCUGCCUGUGACACUGACCAGGACGUAA